UAGCAGUGCUCUUCGCAUUGCCGAGCAGACGACCCAGCUGGCUGCGUGGGGUGUGGAAGUCGCGGCGUUCUGAAUGAGAGCUGACGUCAGGAGUUGCCAACCCAAUCCGCGCUCUGUGCGUGUGUGGAAAGCCGCCGAGCGCAUGCCUAUAAAUGGGAAGGCGUCACGCGGUGCGCCGGUCAGUGUGGGUUGCACGAGCGAGCGAGCGAGUUGCCGGCAGACAACCCCAUCGGACAACUUUGACACAACAGCAAAAAUAGAUUUUAAAUAAAUAUAUUACAUUAAUAUAUUAAAUUUUAAAAAAAUAUAUAGAACCUACUGCCUAUCGCAUGAGCGUUGGACACUUGUACAGCCAGCCAGCCAGCGAGGAAGCAAGCAAGCAAGCAAGCAACAUCAGUAACACGUUGUAGACAAUUGCCAAUUUUGUAUUUGUUGAAUAAAAGCCAAGAGGAGCCAUGCAAAUCGAACAAGAGGAGCAGCAGCAAGAGCAGCGGCAGGAGCAGCGGCGUGUGCGCGCAGAAGACUACGAGCAACAGCAGCAGCAGCUCAUGGGAGGGAAGUCCGUCUCGCCCGCCUGCAAGCGAUUCACCUUGGCCGAGGUGGAGGCGCACAGCUCGGAGGAGUCGUGCUGGCUCGUCCACGCGGGCCGCGUGUUCGACGUCACGCGCUUCGUGCGCAUGCACCCCGGCGGCGAGGCCGUGAUCCUGACGCGCGGAGGCACCGACCUGGGUCGCCUGCUGUCGGGGCCUCCGCACCGCCACAGCAGCAACGCCUACAGGUGGCUGGAGCAGUAUUGCAUCGGGGAGCUGGACACGCGGCUGGGAGAGGAGCUGGAUGAAGGUUCGCAGCAGCAGCAGCAGGAGGAGGAGGAGCAACGGGCAGAUGCGUCGGUGGUGACGCCGCCCGGGUCGGAGUGUGCCGAGGAGGUCAGGCGGAGGAACGUCUCCAGCGUGGACAGAAGCCACGACUCCGAGGAGCUGAUCUACAAGACCGUAUCGACGGACCACGAUCUCGUGGACUGGAGUAAGGCCCUGCUGUGGCAGGUGGGACACCUGGGAGACAAAUACAGCGAGUGGGUGCACCAGCCGGUGGAUCGACGCAUCCGCCUCUUCGAGUCCGACUUUGUCGAAUUCUGGAGCAAAACAGCUUGGUACGUGAUACCGCUGGUGUGGAUACCCAUCAUCGUCUCCAUGGGCUUGACGAGCUACCGGGGCCUGCAAGGCAACCAAAUCCGCGUGUUCACCACGUUCACAGACGGAGGAGUCAACGUGAGCCAGGAUUGGUUCGCGUGCCUCUUCGCCUUCGGCUUCUUCACGUGGUCCCUCGUCGAGUACUGCCUCCACCGCUUCCUCUUCCACCGCACGCCGCCGGCGGACAGCUACUUCCUCAUCACGCUGCACUUCCUGUUGCACGGGCAGCACCACAAGUCGCCGUUCGACGGCUCGCGCCUUGUCUUCCCACCGGUGGCGGCCUUCUGCUUCGUGGCGCCCUUCUACUCCUGGAUGCUCACGAUGCUGCCCAACGCCGUGACGGGGUCGCUCGUGGCCGGCUGCAUCUCGGGCUACGUGAUCUACGACCUGAUGCACUACUACCUGCACUACGGCGCUCCCAGCCGCGGCUCGUACCUCUACGCGCUCAAGGCCUACCACGUCAAGCAUCACUUCGAGCACCAGACGCUCGGGUUUGGGAUCUCGAGCAAGUUCUGGGACUACCCUUUCCGUACGCUCAUCCCAGAAGAGACCUUUGAGAAAUCCCGAUAAUGACGACAGAGAAAAUGUUGCAGAAAUAUUUUUGCUUGCUGUCAAGUUUAUUUUUUAUUCGAUCUAAUUAUUUAAAAAUUACUAUUUAAAUUGUCAGAGAGCAUCAGUCGUCAGGGUGUUUAAAUGGAACUGCAAUUAUUUUUGUAUUUAUAUAUAAUUUCCGUAUAAGUACAAUAUACUGUUGUCUGUAAAUACUUUGUUCAUCUGGAUUUUCCUCAUUCCAGUAAGUGAGGUAUGUUGCUAUUCUGCGAAUGGGGCGUAAUAAUGCGAUGUAUGUGGAAUUGAUGGUUGAAGUGAAUGGAGACUGACAGACCAAUGCCUGGGACUGCCUUAAGAUCAUAAGCAACUGUGUUAUUCACAUCAUUCUAACAGCUGUGUUUCAGAGACGCGUGCAGUCUGCAGUAGGUUCACAAUACAGCUGAGGAGGGGGGGGGCAUUCCUACCACGUAUUUCGCAACCAAGAGAUUUUAACCCUGGACGCCUCCGGCACGUUGCUGUCAAUCACUGGACAUAAGAACGCGUCGCUUCUGACAAUGAGUCGUCUUCUCUGCGUGACAGGGCGUUUGGCGUCGGGGGUGUUUUAGGGGCGACUCGCGUGUUUUUUGUUCCGAGCAGAGAAUCUGCGCCGUGGUUUUGGUUUGGAGGAAGUCGUCGCUGUAAACCUGUCGUAAAAAAAAAAAUGAAUUAUCCGAUUGUGUUUUAGACAAUGUAAUUCCUUGAAGGAGCUGCCCGGCAAAACGUGAAGCGAAUCGUCGGACAUCGUGCCGAACAACCCGAAACCUCAUAGGAGAGAGGGAGCAGUACGGCUCGAACGGGAUAACCUGGCGCAGUUUGAUUGCUUCUCAGCCUUAUCGGUCACUGCGGACAAUGUCUCUCGUUUUCUUAUCUCCUUUGGUGCCUCAUUUUUAUGCACAGACCACAACUUUGGACCCCUAUUUUUGUGGAAACCCCAGGGUUUGCUUGGGUCAACACAAGUUGUCGUCAGGGCGGGGUUCGGGUAGUGGAGAGAGAGAGGAGACAAGGGUUUAGUUCAAACUUUACUGCGGGCGGGGAACAUUUCCAUCAUGUAUAACAUAUUUUAAGAUAUAUUCCUUGAUGGGCGUUUCAUUGAAAGGUCAUUAACUGGUAUUUUUGAACGGUCUAAAUGUGCGUGUUUUUAGUGUGUGUGUGGUGAAAAUGAGUGGUUGAUAUCCACUAAGGUUUGGUAUGUACAGAUGGAUUUAAAUCAACUGUGCAAUGUGAUGCUUGUACUUAAAACUAUUGAUUGAGUGGCAGGCCUUAUUAUAGCUGUGAAUUUCGGUUAUCCUGUCACUCAAUUUACACACAUCAUAAAAAUAAGUGUCCCAACAAAUUAUUUAAAGUGACUGAACUCUCCUAUUUUAUUGUGUCAAUUAUUUAGUUUGUAUUCUUCGUGUGACAGCCAAAGGAAAACCAGAAUGAUUAUUUCUCACAUUCUAACUGAAGCAGACUGACACAUUUCAACGUUGCAAAUCACAAAGUCUCUGUUUAAGUAAUUGAGUAAUUGAAACGCGGUCUUGACUUCUGCUGACGAUAGUUCAAUGCAGGAAUGCCUGUGUAGAACCACUCGAUGUUUCAAUAAUUGCGGAUUCAAAUAACACUGUGGUGGGCGCAGCUGUGAAUUGAUGAGACGUCUUUUCUUUCACCUGCUGUGUGCGAUGCACUUGACGUGAGUUUCACAAUGAAUAUUCAUCGAUGCAUCGCACCUCCAUAAAACGCAUUCUACUUAUCACAAAACAGCGAACGUGUAAAUUGUUAUCGGCAACAAUAAUCACAUGGGUAAUUAAUUCACGAAAACGUUUACUUAUGACCACGUGAUUGUAUAUAUAUUUUUCUCUUAACAAAAACAUGAAGUAUAUGUUUUUUUUGCACACCAGUUAUUUGUACAGGAAUUGGUUAAGUGCUCUGCGCGAGGGAGCUGGCAGCCUGGGUUUGAUCCCUCACCAGUGGCGAGUGAUGUCUAACCCCAUCCUGAGACCCUCAGGAUGGCCUGAUUGACACGGGGUUGUACAUUAUUAUUGUUUUUGUUGUAUAUUAUAAUGCGCUUAAUGAUCGCCUCCACGGUCCAGGAGUAUUGGAGACACCGUCACCCUGAUGACGCACCUUGUACUGAUGGGCCCCAAGAGAACGAGUGACCCAGAACAUUCCAGAAGAUGUAGUUGUACCCUAUUCCUUCACGUGUUGUUCUCACAAUUGAGCACCACACGUGCAUGAAUGCACUCUCUCCAGAGGCUUUGCCAAGACUUGGUACAGGUGGAUAAAUUGUCCUACAAUGAGAGUUGCUGCGAUAUGGCGAUGAAAAGAUAUACAUCGUUCGAUAUUUAAAAAAACACGACAAUCAUUUCGUCCGUUUUGCAAAAUAUCACCUUAUGGCGUGGUGAUAAUCGCUCAUUAAUUUUUUUUAAUAAUCAUGAAAAUAACGUGACGAUCAAAGUUUUAAAUUACGUAGCUAUUAGCCGUAACAUUGUUUUGGUAAAAUGUUUGUGGAGUAAUCGAUGGCAUGGCAAUUAUAAGACAUGACACGUUUUGUCGUUCAUUUGGUCAUUUUUAGAGUAAGGGACAGCACGUGCACGAUGAAUUUUAAUAAUUACAACGAUGUACGACACGCUUUAGAGAAGUGAACUGCAGUUGAGGAACAUUUAAGUAAUCUUUAUUUAUCCCGGAAUUGCAGGAAAGUAAGUCAAAAAAUAUUGUUAUGAAAAACUAAUAUCGCAAUAAUCGCCACGUUGUUGAACUUGGUAUUGUAUCACGGAACACUCUAUCGCGUCAACAACCCACGACAUGGGACAGGAUCACUGGAUGCGACUUGAAAGUGAUUGGGGAAAUGUGCCGGGUCUUGCCACCUGUCCCGGUUUAUCUGGGACGACAUGUUUGUGAGGCCAAUUUCCAUCCAUCUGUUUCUCACGGAAUGUUAAAGGUCUCGUUUUUUGUCAGCUGCGAAGAAAUGCACCACUCAGGACCAAUGCAUUUCCAUGUUGCUCCUCUCUUCCGGGAUUGCGUGACGUAUUUUUCAUCUGCGGGUAUGUUUUUUUUUAACUCGAAGGUGGCAACCCCUACUCGUGCCUUGUCGAAUACUUUUGGAACUAUGGAGUACAGCCGUUUGUAACAGCUUGUCAAUAAUUGGCUGCUUAUCGCCAUGUGCCCAUGGCAUGCAUCGUCAUAAAAUAAAAUAAAACGUUUAUCAAUUUGA
Messenger RNA from Lethenteron reissneri (Far Eastern brook lamprey), 4968 nucleotides. Its product is annotated as fatty acid 2-hydroxylase-like. Gene Ontology annotation, cellular component: endoplasmic reticulum; membrane. Gene Ontology annotation, biological process: fatty acid metabolic process; lipid biosynthetic process. NCBI's taxonomy places the organism in Eukaryota, Metazoa, Chordata, Hyperoartia, Petromyzontiformes, Petromyzontidae. The record is from RefSeq and is a predicted model, not a curated record. Gene Ontology annotation, molecular function: iron ion binding; heme binding; fatty acid 2-hydroxylase activity.